Messenger RNA from Saccostrea cuccullata (small rock oyster), 1027 nucleotides. RefSeq lists its product as uncharacterized. Bases 63 to 803 code for a protein of 246 amino acids. The record is from RefSeq and is a predicted model, not a curated record. The transcript has 7 exons. Lineage: Eukaryota; Metazoa; Mollusca; Bivalvia; Ostreida; Ostreidae.
CUACUACAUAAAGUGCAUCAUUCUAUUUUAUAUUCUUCUUUGUAUGCAUAGGGAGCAAAUGUAUGAAGAUCCAAAGUAUGUCAGGUAAAACACCAUCUAGUUUGGAGGAUAUAUGGUGCCGCUCUUUGAUUGGAUUUCUAAUUUUUCUUCUCAUCUACUUAAUAAUUCUAUGCCUAAUGCAACAUUGUUCUAAUGGAAGUAAAAACGAAAACCCAGAAUCUCAAGAAAAAACAGAAACUUGUGGUUGUUACUGUAGUCCAUGCUGCUCAAGAACAGAAAUUAGAAUUGUUCCUUCCUCUUCAUGCUGUGUAUGUUGGAAAUGUAGAAAAAGGAAAAAAAUUGAGGAGGAUGAAAAUUGCAGCAAGAUUUCUUCAAAACCAUCUACCUCAAAAAAAGAUCUGUACUGCUUUAAUGGAAAUCUACAGAAUCAGAAAGAGGAAUUCGACGAUUUUGCGAGAAUGUGUUUAGAUGACUUUUCAUUUCAUUGGAUACUUGAGAGAGACAAUUUGGAUCAGAAAAUUUUGUUUAUUUUCCUGACUUCUGAUGUACAACAAAGAACCCGUGACUUAGUUAACAAGACUCUGGAUGGUUUAGGAUCGAGUAUUGAAAAUGUAGAGGUUUUAACGAUAGUGGUAUCGCACAAAAUAGAAGAAGGACGAGAAGAAAAAAACAUAGAACGAUUUAAACCGGAAUACUCUGACAAUUUUUUUGAAAUAAAUAUGGUAUAUGACGGUAACGGAUAUUACGAUUGCAAUAUUAAUAAAUAUGCUUUAAGUAGAUUCAGAGACAUUUCUGAAAAAUGAUUAUUAAAAUUUCACAGAAAUAAAGUAAGGAUCCAAAUUUUACAAUGCUCCUACACAUUCAAACAUUUUGAGACUUGUUAAUCAGUCCUUUUUUUCUGAGAUAUAACUUUAAAAAAAACUGGUUCAUGGAAAAGAAAAGUUUAAGGUCCGGGACAGGAGGAUGAGAUGUCAGAUAGAAAGAAAAAGACUGGGCUUGGGACACGUGACUGUGAAAUAUUAUUAGC